Messenger RNA from Racocetra persica, 1299 nucleotides. NCBI's taxonomy places the organism in Eukaryota, Fungi, Glomeromycota, Glomeromycetes, Diversisporales, Gigasporaceae. The record is from the annotation of a GenBank genome assembly.
AUGAAUCUAUUCGCUUUAUUUGAAGCGAUUUACAAAUUUUCUUCAAAAUACCUUGAUUUCUAUCUUUUAUUAUCCUUCCUUCUCAUUUAUUUCGCAAUAUAUCCUUAUUUUAAUUUCUUUAAAUCCCGUAAAAAUCGUGCACCUGGUCCUAUUCCUCUUCCUUUCUUAGGCUAUUUACACGUUCUUUUUGGCAAUCUUGCUGCUAAUUUUUAUAAUUUAACCAAUAAAUAUGGCAGUGUUUGUGAAUUAGAAAUGUAUGGUUUUCGUACCGUCUUAGUCGCUGAUCCUAAUUUUUUAAAAGAUUUAUUCUCUCCAAGUGUCUAUUCCCCUUAUUUAUUUAGAAUGCCUUUAUUACCUGGUUUUAAAGAAUUAGGAAUGGAUAAAGAAGGUUUAUUAUUAAAUUUAGAUAUUCCAAAAUGGAGACAUAAUCGUAAAUUCUUUCAACAAUCUUUAUCUCCGCCAAGUUUUAUUGAAUUAAGUACUAAAUAUACUCGUGAAUGUUGUGAAGUUAUGAUGACUUAUUGGGAUGAUGUUAAAAAUACGCAGGCCGUUAGAUUGGAUGAAUGGUAUCGUGCUUUUACUAGUGAUAUGAUUAGUUUGGUUGCUGCUGGUUCUAGAGAAGAGUCUUUAAAAAUUAUUUAUAAAAAAACUGUUGGAAAUAAUGCUAAAUUAUCUAUUAAUUUAGAAUCUGAUAUUCUUGAUGAUAAUUCAAAGAAUUUAAGUAAUGGUGAACAAUAUCGAGUAUUACGUUCUGAUUACAACGACGCUGUUGCCUUUUUCAUGUUUAUUCCAAAAUUUGCUUGGAAUUUACCUUGGAUCAGAAAAAAAUACAAUUAUUUUCGUCAAGUUUUAUUUAAUCUCACGGAAUUUGAAAUUAAAUUUAUAAAAGAACGUAAAGCUUUGAUUGAAAAACAAAAAUAUAUCAACUCUACAACUAAUGAUAUCAACUCUACAACUUUAACAACUAAUGAAACAACAAAAGUAAGAUCCGACUUUCUUACAAUGUUACUUACCAUGAACACUGAUUCAAAUCCAUCUCCUGAAGAUAUUAAACAAAACCUGCGAGAAAUGUUUGGUGGUGGAACUUCUACAACAACUACAACUCUUAGUAUUGUCGCUUAUCUUUUGGCAAAACAUCCUGAAGCUGAACAACGUAUGGUCGAAGAAAUUUUAAGUGUCAUGGGUCCAACAAAAAAUGUUAGUUCUUAUGAAUUUUGUUGGUUAUGUUUGGCAGAUUAUAAUGAGAUACGCAAACAUGGAAAUAAAAAACAUAAACCGACAUGUUCAUUAUAUGCAUAA